Molecule: messenger RNA, 5688 nt
Organism: Xyrichtys novacula (pearly razorfish)
Lineage: Eukaryota; Metazoa; Chordata; Actinopteri; Labriformes; Labridae
Source: the annotation of a GenBank genome assembly
GUUGGACGUGAACACAACGCGACAUCACAAGUCGUGUCGUCAUCACGUCCAGAUUUCGUCUCUAGUUGUUGCCUAACUUUAUGACAGUUUAGCGGUUUAAACUCCGAUGUGACGAUAGAUACGGUCAGUCGAAAAGCGAGCUGUGAGAAGCGAGGUCGAUUUUCUGCCUUUUUAGCCAAAGUAAGUAACAACCAACCUGUAACGUCUCUAACUCGAGCAGAAAUACCUCCACGGAAGUGCAUUUGGAGUGAUUUUCUUAGCAAACAACACAGGGAGAGUUACUGCAGGAAUCUGUGAACACCCUUCACAUACAGUUUACUAACAAACUGCAUCAAAAACAGUCAUUAUAAGGUACUGAGGCAGCAGCUAUCUUUAGUCGGAGUAUGACCCUGUAAUGUGUAUGUAUUAAAAACCAUUAGUAUCAGUACAUAGAGAAACAGAACAGUCAAAUGAGUCAGAAAUAAAAGUGAAAUCUAUAUAAAAAUGCGAUAAACUUCAGACAAAUAAAGUAUUUACGUAUAAAAAAAGUAAAAUAUAAAGCUAUAGGCAUUGGCACAUUACUGUUACUACUACUACGACGACUACUACUACUAUGUGAAGGUAUUUUUAGUGCAAAAGGUUUGUGCAUUUGUAACAUGUAAUUUGUAGUUGUGUACAGUGAUUGUGUAUGUGUAUUGGUAAAUGUGAAAUCCACGCUCUAUGAGUUGUGUACUGGUAGAUUUUUUUGUGUGUACUUGUAGAUUUUUUUCCCCCACAAGUACAACACAACAUCUACACAUUCACAAAUUCUGAAUUACAGGCGCACAAACCUUUUGCACCAAAAAUACCUUCAUACUAUUACCUCUGUCCUCCUGUUGAGUCAUCUGGUCUGAGAUUUUCCCCCCUGGCAGUUUUCACAAAACAUGCAAUGCACUUGAGAAAUUUGAAUCCCUUGUUAAUAACUUCAGAUAAUCAUUUUUUCAUGACAUUUUAAGCCCUUUGUGUUAUUUUGUUGGAUUCGGCUUGCAUCGCAUGAAAUUCAAAAAUCUAUCAGAAUACUUUCUCGGGUAAAUUGAAAAAGUAUUCAAGAUACAAAAAUGUUCAGUCUGUGGAAAUUAUGUUCAUUGACACACUCACAUAUGGUUUGAACAGGUAGAUGGUAGAUUCAUACAGAAACACCUCCUUAAAGUGAAGCUCUUUUCCCCUUUUGUAGAGUUAUUUCAGCUGAGUCAUCCUGAUGUGUUUUCAUUUCUUCACAGACCAUAAAGCAACCAUGUCCCAGACCAUUCCUCCAGUCCUCUCUGUGCACCCCACCCGGGCUCUGGUUGAUGAGGCGUUCAAGGUGGUGGUGACGAAUCUACCUCCAGCAACUCCAGUUACACUUCAUGCUCUCCACUACUCUGAGGACAAGGACUACUGGGAGGCCUUUGGACACUACAUCAGUGAUCACAGGGGGAUGGUGUCUGGUGAGUUUUCAUGUUUUUCCAAGUAUGUUUUCAGGUUUGAAAUCCAACAUGCUCUGUGAGGUUGUUGGUUGUUUUUGUUUUCUUGUAGCUGCACAGCAUGUGAGUCUUGGAGGGACAUACACAGGAAUAGAACCAAUGGGGUUGUUAUGGAGUAUGUGUCCAGAGCCAGGCAGCCGCACAGGUCUCAGGUAAUAAAAGUGCUCUCUUUGAACAGGACUGAGAAUUAUAACCAAAGCUGCUGCAUCUAAAGAACUCUUUGUUGCCCUUCAGGUUGAGAAAGAGGAUCGUCACCAGCCCCAUGCUGAUCCACAUCUCUGUGUACAGUGGACAUAUCACUGUGGGCUUCAGGAACCAGACUCCUCUGGCCUCUGUGCUCACAGAGAGAUGGUACAUGGCUCCAGGGGUCCAGAGGGUUGAAAUUAAUGAUAAAAGAGUGAGAGGGACCCUUUUCAUACCGCCAGGUACCCCUCUAUCAUCUACUCAUCCUAGCUUUCUUUUGUUUUUGAUAAAAGGCAAGGUGUUGUGAAUGAUCGGGGUAAUAAUCAGUUUCAUUAUACCUCAGGUCCUGGACCCUUCCCUGGGUUGUUGGAUAUGUGGGGAGGUGGAGGCGGGCUGCUGGAGUAUCGUUCGGCUUUGCUGGCGUCUCAUGGUUAUGUGUCUCUGGCGCUGGAGUAUUUCUCCCCGGGUGAGCUGCAGACAGCAGAUCUACAGAUACAGUAUUUUGAGGUUUGUGUCAUUUCAUCUCAUCCUCAAUUACAUGAUUCUGUCAGCUGUGUUACCGUUAAUAUAAAACUGUGGGCACAGACUCUAUUUGAAAGGCUAAUCUUAAAAAGUCGAGACCAUGUAUGAAGUGUUGAUAGAAACAGAUUUUGAGAGAAAAAAAACCUCUUUAUUUAAUUGAAAAUUGUGCAAAAACAACACACCAAAUGUUGAAACUAAAAAAACAUUAUUUUAUGGCAAAUAUUUGCUCAUUUUAACUUUAACCUCAGCGACAUUUAGUAAAAAAGUUAGGACAGAGACUAAAAAAUAUUGAAAAAGUUUAGCAAUACUAAAAUCACUUUGGAUUAAAAAAAAGGGCAUACUAGAGAAACUGAGUCUCCCAGAAGUAAAGAUUGGAUGAGGUGAACCACUUUGUGAGGGACUGAGAAAUAAGUUCAUCAAUUUCAGAAUAAAAUUGUGAAGAAAUUUUGAUCUUCAUCUUUUAUCAAAAGAUUCAGAGAAUCUGGAGAAAUCUGGAGGUCUUCAGGCCCUUAGGCAGCAGUGCAUUACAAACAUACAUGUCUCUAAAGUGGAAAUCACAGUAUUUCUGCAAACUGUUUGUGAACACAGUCCAUCACUGCAUCCAAAAAUACAGGUUAAAAUUACCAUACAUAUUCCCAUCAUCUAGAAAUGCUGGUGAUUCCUCUGAGCCUGAGUCCAUUUAAAUUGGCCUGAGGUGAAGUAGACAACUGUCCAGAGGUCGGAUGGAUCUAAACUAGAUACUCUGUUUGGAAAUCAUGGAUAGUGUGUCCUCAACUCUAGAGAAGAGAAACCACUUAGCUUUUUACCAGCACACAAAAAUGUGACGUUUUUACAUAGCUUUGUAUUUCAUUGCAAAUGUCAGGACUUGUUUUUUCCAAACUGAAUUGUCUUUAUUCCCUGUUGUUCUUUUCUUCACAGUCAGCGUUUAAUAUUGUCAAAGACCAUCCUCAAGUGAUCUCAGACAAAGUCGGGAUUAUUGGUCUUUCUCUCGGUGCAAUCAUCGCCUUCUAUAUCGCUUCUGAAAGCAAAGUUGCCAAGGCAAGUACCAAAUGAAAAACAUUUACCCUGUUCUUUGUCAUAUUGAAUACCUGCAAAGAUGUUCGCUUUGAUAGCAUGUUAAACACAACCAGAGUCUGAAUGGGUUUCAUUUUCUUCUGUUCCAGCCUCACUGCUGUGUUUGCAUCAGUGGCCACCAUAUAUUUGCAUUUGGAGAGACCAUCGGUUCAGUCCAGAGAGAGCAGCAAAAGUGAGAGAUCAGAUCUUUUAGCAACAUAGACACAGCACAUAUAUGUUCAACUGUUUGAGUGAUUAGAAAUUUGGAUGUGCUAACAGGGAAUUAAAGGCGCGUGUUGAUGAGAACAACUACCGCAUAUGGCGAGAUGUGCGUUUACCAGUUCCCAGCGACCCCUCAGAAAAAAUUGACGUAAGUACAUAACGUAACCAUGACGAAUAAGGGUAAUUUUAAGUAAUUUUAAAGUAAUUUUAUUGACCAGUGGUCCCUCUGAGCUGUAUUCAUGUCUGAUGUACGCCAACAAUUACAUUAAAUUUUUGGUGGUAUAAUUUCCUUUCAGGUGAGGAAAAUUACCUGUCCCUUAUUGUUAGUAACCGGCAAUGAUGACCAGAACACACCGUCAGUGGAGGCUGCUGAGGAUGUAAGUACACACAGUCACUACCUGACAAAGAGGGAAAGUCUGCAUUCAUGAGGCAAAACCUCUUUUAUUAUUUUUAAUUGUUGUCCAAACUCAUAGAAACAUAAAUAAGGGUUAACAAUUAUUUGAGGAGAAACAGGGCAAAGAUUGCUUACAGCUUUGAUUGAACUUUUUGACCCUCAGAUCGCUCAGAUGAUGAGCUCUAGUGGGCGACAGCACCUGCUGUCUACACUGACUUACCCCGACACUGGACAUCUGAUCGAGCCGCCCUACUCACCUCACUUCAGAGCCACUAACUUCAUAAAACCUACCACGAAGGAAAAAGGUGAGUCUUAUAGAGUUGUUGGUGUUCUUGACUCUGCCCUUCUGGCUGUGAUUGGUCAAGGUUUGGGGUUUUAAUAGCUGCAGACCGACUGCAUGAAAAACUAAUCUCUCGGAUUAAAAAACAUUGUAUGUGUUUCAGUGAUAGUUCUCUGGGGAGGAAGAACCAAACCCCACUCGGACGCACAGGAAGACUCCUGGAGGAAGAUCUUAGCUUUUCUAGAGCAACACCUGUACUCCAGAACACCUCCCAAAGCCAGGCUGUGAACAUCAACAGAAACAAGAAUGCUUAUAAUCGUGCAGUGCCAUCAUGUCCAACAAUACCAAGUUGCAUUUUAUAGGAAAUGAUACUAAAUACUGUCGUUAUUGUAACAAAUGAUCAGCCAAGGUUUUUACUUCGGUCAAAUUAAGCUAUAUUUUUAUAAAGUUGUUAUGACUUCGAUUAAGUCUCUGGGAAGUUUACUUAAAACCUCAAAUGUUUGUUAAUUAGAGGAGAAAUUAGCACAGGAAUGUAACCAAUCAGUGUCCAUCUCAAAAAGGUACAUGUAGUGUACUUUCCUGUCAGCAUUUCUCAUACUCUGCUACAGUUUAUAAGCAUAUAACGCACAAAAAUAGUGGACUAAUACAACAAGAGGUGAUGAGUUUAGUGUUGUUAAACUCUUUCAAACAUCGUCAGUUGCCAAAUAAACAAAAAAGAGAUGGUGUUCAAGUGGUGCUGGGUUUUUAAAGGCAGUUAUUUAUCUUUUUAAAACUUCUCGUUAACUUUCCUUUCAUGUUCAUGUAUCAAAUAAUCAGCAGUAUACUUGAAGAAAUGGGAUAGUCUGAUUUUAUUUAGGCAAAUUUGUUGCACAAUCGCUUGUUUUUAGAAACGAUUAGGAAAUUGUAUGGCUCCUUGGUUGGAUGAAAAGGCGACGUUUAUUCCCAGAAGUACGAUUCCAAAAGUGUCGGUUUGGUUUUUGCCUGUUUGUAUCAAUAUUGAUCAUGAGUGAUCAGUACCUCAUUGCUAAGGUCUCCUAAGCUAACUUGUAGCUUACUACAAGAAUCACCGUUCUCCUUGUAGGACUGCUAUCUUCACUGAUGAUAGACGGUUCAGACAGUUUAUUUCUUUACAAAACUCAGCUUUGUUAGCUGAAACAGCUAACGCACAAAUACUGUAUGAGCUAGACAGAUACAAGAGACAAAGUCCAGCUUUUUGAAGGUACUGUAUUUCCAUUCAGUUACUUAUAACUUAUAAAUGGGUGGUGUUAAAUUAUUCUGAUGUCUUUGAUGCUUUACAAAAAAAUUAUACUCCUCAAGGGUUAACUAUGAAUGUACUUAAUGCCAGUCUGAUCAAGUUCACGUGGAUGCGUUCUUUGUAUUUCCAUUAUCAUGUUUUUUUUCCGUGUGAAGGAAGAUUUUCUCAACUGAAUGCUGCAAUUAUAAUUUUUUAAAAUGUUGUGAUCACAGAUUUUGUAAAUGUAUCAUGGUUUGUUUUAGUUGUUCAAAUCUUACCUGUGAUUCAGUUUGUUCAAUAAAAAUCUCGUGGUGACACA